Messenger RNA from Cryptomeria japonica (Japanese cedar), 2417 nucleotides. Its product is annotated as probable protein S-acyltransferase 7. Bases 637 to 1908 code for a protein of 423 amino acids. Gene Ontology annotation, biological process: protein targeting to membrane; peptidyl-L-cysteine S-palmitoylation. Gene Ontology annotation, cellular component: Golgi apparatus; endoplasmic reticulum. Gene Ontology annotation, molecular function: protein-cysteine S-palmitoyltransferase activity. Lineage: Eukaryota; Viridiplantae; Streptophyta; Pinopsida; Cupressales; Cupressaceae. The record is from RefSeq and is a predicted model, not a curated record. The transcript has 6 exons.
AAAGAGUAUCGAGUGCCACGUCAUCAGGAAUCGCGCCCUGUUUCUGUAUUGCAAGGGAUUCUACCUCCGUAGAGCGAAAACGCAUAAUGCAAUAAUGUUUAGGAGGGUUUAGAGGCGCGGAUCGGGCAGAUGUUUUUGCAGAUUACGGCCAAUGCUUGCUUAGCUCGUGUGCACUGGUGGCUUUGUAAUCGCCUUCUGAUCGGAGUGCCUUAUCCAAUGAUCUGAAUGUUGCUUGCUUGACGCCUUUCUCUAGAGAUUAUUUUAAGCUUUUGCUUCCUUAAUGUAUAGCUGAUGCCUGCAAGCUCAAAAUCGUAUUCUGCUUGUUUGGCUCUAUCCGCCACCAGAGAUUUGUACCUUCCCGCCAUUUCCGGGCCAGUAUCUCGAGCAUUUGCUAACCUGCAUCGGCGGCCGGGAAAUUAUGUCCUGUCUGGUGUGCUUUAUCCAAUGACGUAUAUCUUGCGCUUUUUUGCCAUUUUCUUGUAGAUGUUUUUUCAAUCGGGGAGUAGCCUGCGAUUCUGAUCGUAGCCCUCUAUCUAAUGACAUCAAAUUUGAGACCUUUCGGCCUUUCCAUGUGAAUUUUGCUGGAUUGAGGCUAUUAGAGGUUGAGAUUUGAGGAUAUAUUUUCGUCAGUACGAGAUGUAUGUGGCUCCGCCUCCGCAAUCUUCCGUUGGAAGCAGGCAAGGCAGAAUGGACGAGGUUCCAGUGACGAAGCGAGUCUAUCAAAUCUGGAAAGGCAGCAAUAGGUUCUUUCUUAGUGGAAGGCUUAUAUUUGGUCCAGACGUGCGGUCAUUGGCAAUGACCCUUUGCCUUAUAGUAAUUCCAGUGACAGUAUUUUGUAGCUUGGUUGCAAGUAAACUUGUGAAUAAAUUCCCCCAUCAUCUUGGAAUUUUUAUAAUGGCUAUUGCUAUUAUCUUCACAAUUUAUGAUUUGUUUCUUCUUCUUCUUACAUCUGCAAGAGAUCCUGGCAUAGUACCUCGUAAUGCACACCCUCCAGAGCCAGAUUAUGAGUCUGAUCAAGGAUGGGGAGUUGAUCGAACACCACGAUUGAAAUUACCACGUACAACAGAUGUGGUUGUAAAUGGGGUUACAGUGAAGAGUAAGUACUGUGACACUUGCAUGUUGUAUCGUCCUCCUCGUUGUUCACAUUGUUCUAUCUGCAACAACUGUGUUGAGCGAUUUGAUCAUCAUUGCCCAUGGGUUGGGCAGUGCAUUGGCCAACGCAACUACCGGUACUUCUUUAUGUUCGUCUUCUCAACAACCAUAUUGUGCAUCUAUGUAUUUUCCUUUUGCUGGGUGCUAAUUAGGAAAAUCAUGGAGGAAGAGCAGAUUGGCAUUGGGAAGGCAAUGCUAAAAACGCCAGCAUCAAUUGUACUUAUAGUCUAUACCUUUAUUGCAGUUUGGUUUGUUGGAGGGCUGACUACAUUUCAUACUUAUUUAAUAAGUACAAAUCAGACCACUUAUGAGAACUUCCGAUACCGAUAUGAUAGGAAGAUGAAUCCCUAUAAUAAAGGAGUGCCACUAAACUUCAAAGAAAUAUUCUUUACAAAGAUGCCCCCUUCAAAGAACAAUUUCCGAGCAAAGGUGCAACAAGACUCCACAGGUUAUGGGUUAGUUACUCCUUCAAUAGACAGAGAUAGUUUCCAUGCAAAAAUGGGCAAAGGAGGUAGUGACCUUGAAAUGGGUAUUAAGCCUUCAUGGUCAACUGUUGAGACUGGAGCUAUAGAAGAUUCACAGGUCCAAGGUCUAGAAGGUGUAGACACAAGAAGUGUAAUGCAAUCAAGACGGUCUAGUUGGGGUCGCAAAAGUGGAAGCUGGGAAAUAACACCUGAUAUUCUUGCCUUGGCUGCUGGGGUUGGUACCGAAGGCAAUCGUGCUGCAACCAAGACUUCACCAGGAAACAACGAGUGAUGAUGAUCAAAAACCAUGAAAACGUCAUUUAUCAUUAGGCAUAUUAGAAAAGUUCAAAUCAAAUGAUGUGAUUUGUUUUGUUUGCAAUUCAAUUCUCAUAAUUUCCGGAGCCUGCAAAUGGAUUGUGGAUUGAUUUCAAAGAUAAACAACAGUGACUGGUGGCAAUCCAGGACAGGCCAAUACUGACAAACGUGACACUGUAACUUCAGGUUCAGAUUUCAUGUGCUUCAGAAAAUAUGCAGACACUAAGUAUUGUAAUUUAGAAGGCAAAUCAUGUCAUUCACCAUAGAGAUGGCUGGAUGUUGUCUGCUUUGUUUGUGCAUGCUUUUAGGAAUUACAGAUUUUUUUGGGUCAGAUCUGAAAUAUUCAGAGUUGAUGGUGAAGUGUUUCAAUUGUUAAAACUUGACAUGUAUUAUUUGCUGGUUUCUUUUAAGCUGUCUUGGCAAUUUAUGUAUAAGGUUGGUUUUAAGAGAGGACUAUUGUACAUUUAUGAAUAUUAUUUGGCCCUA